AUGUCCUCGAAAGUAAAAGGAAAGCCCAAAUCAGGUGCAUCACUCGUGCAUGACACGGGUGAGGCUUCUUCGAUGAGCGGACAUGAUUCCGGCCCGUCGCUUUCAAUAAGCAGUAGCAAGCACUCGCUCCCUGAGAACGAAAGGGGAGCACAGAACAAGGCUAGUGCUUCGAUGAAGAAACUUCGCAAGCCAUUCGGCAUUGGCAAUACGAAGCUAAGCAACAAAAGUGAUGAGGGCAAUAGUGGUGAAGCGGGAUUGCCGGUUGAGCAGAAUCAGACUGCUGAAGUACCACUCGGAACCAGGGUGAAGAAACGUAGAAAAAAGAAACCAAAGUCAUCUUCUUCAUUGGAUGCUGCCUCCAUGAACAGCUCGUUGAACAACUCACUUCAUAGCAGUCCAGAACUAACCGAACCAUCAUCAACAAGGCCGAAACGAAGAAAGAAGAAAAAAAAGAGUCUCUCUCUGGAUGCAACUGGCUACGUUGAUAACCUUGGAGGAGCUAUGAAGAAAAAGAAGAAAAAGAAGUUUAUAGAUACUUCUGACCUGGGAAAGACCGACGGAGUGGAGGAUGCGGAAGCUGGAAACCUGGAUCAAGCCAUGGGCGUCUCUGAACAAAAGAAACUCAAAAGAAAGAAGAAGAAAGUGAAGUCUUUAGAUACUUCUGAAUCGGUCGAGACUGAUGGAUUGGACGAUGUGAAAGAUGGAAAUCUUGAUCAAGCGGUGGGAGUCACUGAAAAAAAGAAAAUCAAAAGAAAAAAGAAAAAAAUGAUGUCUAUAGAUGCUUCUGAUCCGAGAGAGACUGAUGGAUUGGAGGAUGUGGAAGCCCGAAACCCUGAUCAAGUGGAGGAGGCCGGUGGACAAGCAAUAUUCAAAAAGAAGAAGAGAAAGAAGAAGACAAUUGAUACUUCGAGCCCCGAAGGCGCAGAAAAAAAGAAACCUAGUGAAUUCGCCGCGGAAGAAAAUAUAGCUCUCAACGCAGAAAGCAUCAGCAUUACCGAGACGAAGCACAGUUCUUCCGCGAAACUAGAAACCAAUGCAAAGGAAGCUGAAACUAUUGUUGAAAGCGCCAGUGGUACGUUGCCUGCAGAAGCAGAACAGCGGCAUCUUCAUCCACAGGAGGAAGGCCCAAGUUCACCAAAGGAAGAAAGUCCCGAAAGACCGGAAAAUGAAGAUAAAGAGUCAGGUGUGCUGAAUCGUGAAGCGCCACUUAAUGACCAAGACACCGACUCCGCAACAGCAGCGCCAUCUUCUAAUGCGGCAGAACAACACGACAAAUCGCAAUUCCAAGGUGUCACAAUCGUGAAGGAACCUGAACGCGAUGGUGAAUCUUCCCCGGCCGUGGGGGAAGGCGAAAACGGCAGACAAGCAAACUUUCAGACUGAACUUGUUCCUACAAAGGAAGAAUAUGACGAGGAAAGCGACAUCGUUGUCCACCAUUCGAAUGCCAGUAAAGCUUUGAAGACCGAGAAAAAUGCCGUCACAUCAAGGUUGUUUUCCCAAGAGUCGGAUUUUUCCGGAUCAGAUAGUUCGGAAUCCGGUAAUGCCAGCCAGUUCGACUCUGCUGACCACCCACAAUCAAACAUCCGGACUGGGCUUGUUCCCACAAAUGAAGAACUUGGGGAGGAAAGUGGCAUUGUUCUUCACAAUGUGAAAGCCGGUAAAGCCUUGAAGACCGACAAAAAUGCUUUAUUUUACAACGACUCGGAUGAUUCUGGAUCUGACAAUUCGGAAUCCGAUGUUGACACUGAAAACGACUCUGGGGACCAUUUACCACACAUUCAGCCCGCGCUUGUGCCCACAACUAAAAGCCGUGGUAAGGAAAGUGACAUUGUUCUUCACAAUGUGGAAGCUAGCAAAGCUUUGAAGAAAGAGAAAAACUCGGUCGCAUCAACUUUCUUUUACAAAGAGUCGGAUGAUUCCGGAUCGGACAACUCGGAAUCUCCGAACGACAGAGAUCUUUAUUCUGCUAACCACCCUGGGGAAGACUGUGCCAACGACGACAUUACAUCCUCUGGGGAGGCCGUUCUUGGCACUGAUGAUAAUGCUGCUUUAGACACUGUCAUCGUUGAAGACAAAGGCUCAUCUGCAGCCUUGCGAAAACAAGUGGAACAAUUACAUGAGCAACUUGAAGAAAAACAGCGUGAGAUCCGAAUGCUUGAAGAAUUGGUGGCCUCCCAUGAGUCCAAUGCGAUCGAGCAAGACGAUCAAAUUGCUGUUCACAAGGGAAUGAUUGACGAUUUUCAAGAAGAUUAUGAUAUGGUUCUGGGAAAGUAUAACGAACAAGUCGAACAGAAUGCACUGCAGACAGGUCUCAUCGGAAGAAUGAAACAUGCGGAGCUUGAGUACGUGAGGGCAAUCAACGAGAAAACGAAUCGCAUCCAAGUGUUGGAGGAACAACUAUCAAUACUCCAAAAGGCAGAGAAUAUCCAGUUACUGCCAGCUCUAGAGGCUGAAAAUGAAAGGCUUCGGAGAAUGAUAAGCUUACAGAAACAGGGGUUGGUUCAAGCGCUUAGGCAAAGCCCAUUAAGCUUUUAA
Cylindrotheca closterium is the source of this 2535-nucleotide messenger RNA. The record is from the annotation of a GenBank genome assembly. NCBI's taxonomy places the organism in Eukaryota, Bacillariophyta, Bacillariophyceae, Bacillariales, Bacillariaceae.